Molecule: messenger RNA, 1209 nt
Organism: Guillardia theta CCMP2712
Lineage: Eukaryota; Cryptophyceae; Pyrenomonadales; Geminigeraceae
Gene: Rad23
Product: Rad23 nucleotide excision repair protein binds to XPC
Exons: 13
Coding region: 11-1147 (378 amino acids)
Biological process (GO): proteasome-mediated ubiquitin-dependent protein catabolic process; nucleotide-excision repair
Cellular component (GO): nucleoplasm; cytosol
Molecular function (GO): ubiquitin binding; polyubiquitin modification-dependent protein binding; damaged DNA binding
Source: RefSeq, a predicted model, not a curated record
AGAUUUCACGAUGAAGGUCAUCGUGAAAACGAUGGCUGGAUUGCAGACUGAAAUGGAGUUUGAACCCACUAACACUCUCGCCGAUUUGAAGACAAAGAUCGAGGGUCAGAUGUCAUCGCUCGGAGGCCCAGUGAACAAGAUCAUCCACAUGGGUCGAGUGCUAGAGGAUGGAAAGCCAAUCAGUGAGUAUGGUGUAGCUGACGGCAAUACAUUCGUGAUCAUGGUUAGCAAGAAGAAACCUGCACAAGAGCCACAACCCUCCUCUGAACCAGCCCCAUCUGCUGCUCCGAAACCCUCGACACCAGCGACUGAGGCCCCCCCUGCUGCCCCUGCGGUUCAGCCCUCACAACCAGCUCCGCCGUCCACUCCUGCGCAAUCUGCUCCAUCGACUGCCCCGGCUUCGACUACAUCCUAUGAUGCUUCAGCCUCCGCGUUGCUAACUGGCGAAAGUUUGGAGGCAACUGUGAUGCAGAUUAUGGAGAUGGGCUUUGAGAGAGAGCAGGUUAUGAAAGCACUGAGAGCAGCCUUCAACAAUCCCGAUAGAGCGGUCGAAUACCUUAUGACGGGCAUCCCAGAGGGAGCAGACACUGCUGCUCCUCCCCAGGGCGGUGGUCAAGGUGGAGGUCAAGGCGCUGGGGGGAGUGGAAGUGGUGGAGGAGUCUCGAUCGACCCUGAAGUUCUGUCAUCACUACAAUCGCAGAUGCAACAGCAUUCAGAAAGCGGGGGAACUGGUGGACCCUUGGACUUCCUUAGAAGCGAUCCUCAAUUUGCUAUGUUGCGUGGCAUCAUUCAAGCAAGACCGCAAUUCCUUCAACCCUUGCUCGAACAGAUCGGACAGCAGCACCCUGAGGUAUUGCGGGCAAUCCAAGAGAAUCAGGAUGAGUUUGUGAGGCUGAUCAAUGAGCCUGUUGAUCAGACGCAGUUCAGCCAGGCCAUGCAGGCAUUGGAAGGCCGAGGCGAAGACGAAGAGGGAGCAGUACAGAUCCAGUUAACUCAGGAGGAGGGUGAGGCACUUGCCCGCCUUGAGGCCUUGGGCUUCAAUCGGCAGCUUGCUCUGGAGGCUUAUCUGGCAUGUGACAAGAACGAGGAAAUGGCUGCGAACUAUCUGUUUGAGAACGGCAUGGAUGAAGGAGGCGAUGGACCAUGAAGCUUUGACUUUGAUUGUAGAGUCUGGUACAUGCGAAUGAAUAAAGUGUGGGAGUCUCGUGC